Messenger RNA from Vitis vinifera (wine grape), 1183 nucleotides. RefSeq names its product S-adenosyl-L-methionine:benzoic acid/salicylic acid carboxyl methyltransferase 2. Gene Ontology annotation, molecular function: S-adenosylmethionine-dependent methyltransferase activity. The transcript has 4 exons. Lineage: Eukaryota; Viridiplantae; Streptophyta; Magnoliopsida; Vitales; Vitaceae. The record is from RefSeq and is a predicted model, not a curated record. Gene Ontology annotation, biological process: methylation. Bases 25 to 1092 code for a protein of 355 amino acids.
CACAGAUAUUCUGAACGAAGAGCCAUGGAAUUAGUUCAAGUGCUUCACAUGAAGGAAGGAGUUGGAGAUGCUAGUUAUGCAAACAACUCAGGACUUCAGAAAACAGUGAUAUCUAAGGCAAAGCACGUAGCGGAGAAAGCCAUAACCAAUCUCUAUUGUAGCAUCAUGCCGCAAUGCUUAGGCAUAGCCGAGUUAGGUUGUUCUUCUGGACCCAAUGCUCUAUUUGUCAUCCUAGAACUUGUGAGCACAGCCUACAAAGCCUGUCAGAAACUAGGUCGUCAGUUGCCGGAAAUUCAAGUGUUCCUCAAUGAUCUUCCAGGAAAUGAUUUCAACACUCUCUUCAAAACCGUCACAAAAUUUCAGCAAAAUCUGUCACAAGAGAUGGGCAAUGGUGUUGGACCAUGUUAUUUCAUGGGAGUUCCGGGUUCUUUCUAUGGCAGGCUUUUCCCUAACCGAAGUCUACAUUUUGUCCAUUCUUCUUACAGCGUGCAUUGGCUGUCUCAGGUUCCUCCAGGGUUAGAGGACAAUAAAGGGAAUAUUUUCAUGUCAAGUUCAAGCCCACCAAGCGCGCUUAUGGCUUACUAUGCACAGUUCCAAAAGGAUUUCUCGGUGUUCCUCAAGCAUCGCGCAGAGGAAAUAGUUGAAGGAGGGCGUAUGGUUAUCACAAUCAUGGGGAGAAGAAGUGAAGAUCCUACCAGUAAAGAGUGUUGUUACAGUUGGGAGCUUUUGGCUUUGGCUCUCAGAGAUAUGGUCUCAGAGGGGCUCAUAGAAGAAGAAAAAUUGGAUUCCUUCAACAUUCCUCAAUACACACCAUCUCCUACUGAAAUGAAGCUUGAGAUUGAAAAGGACGGAUCAUUUGUCAUAGACCAGCUAGAGGUUUUUGAAGUGGACUGGGAUUGUUACGAAAGUGAUGGUCCUUGUAAUGCUGCAAAGUGUAUGAGAGCGGUGGCAGAAUCAAUGUUUGCUGCUCACUUUGGUAGUGGGAUCAUAGAAGAGGUGUUCCGUAGGCAUAGAGAGAUUGUUGUUGAUCGCAUGUCCAAGGAGAAGCCUCAGUAUGUCAAUUUGGUUGUUUCCAUGACUAGAAAUGGAUGAUCAAAGUGAAUGCUGUCUUCAUCGUCAAUUUUAAUGUUGCCUUAAAUUUCAAUAAGCGGAAAGAUUCAUAUAAGAUUGGGCAUUUUGAUGA